GAGGGAGGCAGAAGGAGGGAGGAAUGCUCUUUACGAAUCACCUCUGGAAGUUUCUUCUGGGAAUGAAGCUUGGAUUUACUUAGCAUGUAUAUUUUUUCAUGGAAAAAACACAAGGCCUAUACAAUUUUCAAAAAUGGGAAAUGUAUUGAUUUCUAAUGUCUUAAGAACAUACUCCCCACCCCUUCGGGCCAAAAGCCAACCAAGGCUUACAGAACAAAAAACAGCUACAAUGUUGGCUUAACCUGUAGUUUAAAGCCGAAGCCGCUGCGAGUCUCUGUGGAAGGGAAGGGAAGGGCUCACCGAGGCACCGGUCACAGACGAGCAGCCGCAGGCUCGCUCUCCUGGUGUCAGAGUGCGGCUAGCGGCUGCCGAGGGUUACACUUGGAGCAUGUGAAGGGGCCGAGUCGUGGGACCCAACCCAGAGCCAGGUGGAAAAGAGAAGAAACGAGAAUGGAGAGCUGUGGCCACCUGCUCUGGAGAGCUCUGAGGAGAGGAUUCUCGUAGUCUGGAUGACUCUGAUCACAGAUCAGAUCAAAUAUCACCAAAUACAAGAACCCUCCCAGAGGCUUUGCAUGAUUUCUAAAAGUCACCUCCUGUGUGAAGCCUUCCUGGAUUGUAGCAAGGACAGAAGUUCCUCCCACCUUUUUCAUGUCUCUGUGAACCCCUCAGGACGUCGUGUAGAAUUCUUCCCUUAUUCUAAACCAUGGCAACCGCAGACAGGCACGUGGCUUCCAACUGAAAGAUCGGUGGCUCUCAGACAGUUAAACAUCACUGCCCCUGACGCUUCCAGCAUGAAAGGUUUCUCACUGAUGUUAUUAUGUCGGCUGGAAAGAGCCUUCUGGACUUUAGGGAAGGGAGCUGGGACAGCUUUCUGAAGAAGGCCGAAAGCCUGGGGGCUGCCUGCAACGUCCGGGCUGGGCAGCAGAGUCCCGCAGUUUCUCGAAGCUGGCUCCACAGCCCAAGUUGGCCUUGGAUCUCAGCUCCACUCCAUUCUGGUUCUGUGGCCUUGGGCGAUGGACAGCCUGGGCGCCUCCACGUGCCCGUCUGUAAUCUACAGCAGAAUAAAAGACCCCAGUCAGAGCCCGAAAGAAGGGCCCGAGGCCUCAGACGCGCGGUCCCCACGGCGACAGUCCCCACAGGCAACACUUCGCCUCUCUUAAGCUUGUCCAGGAGCAGGUCGAAACAAAGCUGGUCAGAUCCGCGGGGUGAAGAAAUACACGUCCCCCCGAUGCGGAGCAAGCUGGACCCUGGAUGGGACGAAGGGGGCCAUGAAGCAACCCAGCACAUACCCACUAACACGUACUCUACUGACUUCCUCCUCUACCUCUCUUCCUCUCUUCUACCACUAUUUCCGGGGAGAAACCGUUACUGGCUGCACGUGAAUAUUCGAAUCACUGUCUGCUCUGGGGGAACCUCAGGAUCCAUGCAGAAUCAUCUGGAGAGCUGGCCAUCAGGCUUGAGGCUCUGCUCCCAGGAAAGGUGCCCCUGCCUAGAGGCAGCUAGUGCCACUGUCCCCAAGCUAGAUGCCUGUGCCACCUGGUGCUUCUUUUUUCAGGUGCUCACAUCUGGUCAGAACCCGCUGUGAGUGAUACUAAAUGAUGGAGUCUAUGGCACUUGCCCGAAGCCUUACUGGCAAGGAGGGAGCAGAGGCCGGGGUUCGGGGCUUGGCAGUGGGGACGAGGACAGAAAUGGUCCCAAACCUAGCAAGGAUGUGCACUAAUGUCAACUUGCCAGAGAAUCAGAGGCACCCGGAGAGAAGAAGGUGGGGGAAGGAGUGGCACCGGAGAAGAGCUAACAUGUGCCCAGAGCUGCACCUCGGGGUUCCAUUUCAGUCCUCACACUUUCUGACCAUUAUGUCUUCCUUUCUCAAGGUGAUGUAGGUGAGCCUUGAAUUCUUUCUACCAAAGUAGUCCUACUAACAAAGCCCAAGCUCCUGUGGACACAGGCACCCAGGUCAUGGGUUUAGUUGUCCCAUGUGGACCUGGGAUUGGGACCGCCAGACCUCCUAUGGAGAUUUGAGGUUUCCAGGAACCUCUCUCACCAAGAGGUCGCCUGGCAAUUGCAGACAAUGCAAUUGUCUGCCAUGAUCCCCCAAAGAUGUCUACGUGACAUCAGCAUCU
Mustela erminea (ermine) is the source of this 2120-nucleotide messenger RNA. RefSeq lists its product as uncharacterized. NCBI's taxonomy places the organism in Eukaryota, Metazoa, Chordata, Mammalia, Carnivora, Mustelidae. The coding region runs from base 818 to 1585 and encodes 255 amino acids. The record is from RefSeq and is a predicted model, not a curated record. The transcript has 6 exons.